Messenger RNA from Oppiella nova, 255 nucleotides. The record is from the annotation of a GenBank genome assembly. NCBI's taxonomy places the organism in Eukaryota, Metazoa, Arthropoda, Arachnida, Sarcoptiformes, Oppiidae.
AUGGCUCGGAAUCCGUUGAUGACUCUCGUCUUCUACAGCAUAGCAAUGGUUACCCUUCCGAUCGCCGCAUACUUCGUGUCCAGACAUGUGUUGGAACUGUUCAUAAGCGGACAGUCGGCUAAUAUCUAUUCAGCGAUCAGUGCUGUGAUUGUGGUUCACAUCAUAUUAUUUGGUUUCGUUUAUAUCGCAUAUAAUGAAGACAAACAAUUGGCGCAAACGGACAGACCAACCAAAACGCCCACAAAAACUGAUUAA